Owenia fusiformis is the source of this 820-nucleotide messenger RNA. NCBI's taxonomy places the organism in Eukaryota, Metazoa, Annelida, Polychaeta, Sabellida, Oweniidae. The record is from the annotation of a GenBank genome assembly.
GUUUAAUACAUACAGUGUGGGCCAAAAAAUGCCACUUUUUAAAAAAUGUUAUCUUUUUUAAUAUUUGAUCCAAAAUCAUAUUUAUACCCAAGGAAACUUGAGAAUGCAAUCUAGUACAUGUUUACUAAAAUAAAAGAUGUCACCCGCGUCUCACUUAUACAUGUUGCAUGUCAUAAGAAAUUAACAUAAUUUGCAUAAUGUACCUUUAACUGAUGCUGCCUGAUGACCAUCCCGCCAUUAGUCAUGAUGUUAAGCCCUAUGAUCAUAGAAGAUGGGCAAUGAAAAGUUGGAAGAAACUUAGCCAACGUUUCAUUGAAAAUGCUAUAUCAGCAUGGGGACCAAAACUAAAACUAUCAUCAAAAAAUGUACUCAUUCCAUUAGCCUACUUUAUUAAUCAGGACCACUGGCUCUAUAUAAUUGCAAAGUUGUGUGUAUGCAGGCUGGGUAAUAAAAAAGUUAUAGCAUUUUUUGUAAAAGUGGCAUUUUUGGCUCACCCUGUUGUUCUGUUGUUUGAUGAAAUCAUCCCAAAACCAGUACAAAUAGUCAUACAUGUAAUUGCAUGAAGUGCAUAUAAUUUACAUUCCAAUUCGUUUGUUGUUUUUCAGUCAACAGCAAAGAUGAAUGGUACAGAUUCCUGGAUUGAGUUACCAUUAUGGAAAUAAACUUGAUUUACAGAUGACACAAGAACAAAGAAAUUUAUUUGGAAACCAAGGCAUAAUGCCUUUGAAAGGAGAUUGAAGGAACAUCAUUUAAUUGACAAGAUACCUGGUUCUGUACAUAACCUAAUGAGCCUGAAGUUUAAAGUGAAUGUGAAAAUAAA